This is a messenger RNA of Elgaria multicarinata webbii, 1263 nucleotides long. It is a transcript of the gene MYOD1, whose product is annotated as myogenic differentiation 1. The record is from RefSeq and is a predicted model, not a curated record. NCBI's taxonomy places the organism in Eukaryota, Metazoa, Chordata, Lepidosauria, Squamata, Anguidae. Gene Ontology annotation, biological process: skeletal muscle cell differentiation; muscle organ development; positive regulation of myoblast differentiation. The coding region runs from base 1 to 885 and encodes 294 amino acids. The transcript has 3 exons. Gene Ontology annotation, molecular function: RNA polymerase II cis-regulatory region sequence-specific DNA binding; DNA-binding transcription factor activity, RNA polymerase II-specific; protein dimerization activity.
AUGGACGUGCUGGGCCACAUGGAGAUCGCCGACGGCUCGCUCUGCUCCUUCUCGGCAGCCGACGACUUCUACGACGACCCCUGCUUCAACACGUCGGACAUGCACUUCUUCGAGGACCUGGACCCGCGGCUGGUGCACGUGGGCGGCCUGCUGAAGGCCGACGAGCACGGCCACCACCACCACGGCCACAGCCACGAGGACGAGCACAUCCGGGCGCCCAGCGGGCACCACCAGGCCGGCCGCUGCCUGCUCUGGGCCUGCAAGGCCUGCAAGCGGAAGACCACCAACGCGGACCGCCGCAAGGCGGCCACCAUGCGCGAGCGGCGGCGGCUCAGCAAGGUCAACGAGGCCUUCGAGACGCUCAAGCGCUGCACCUCCACCAACCCCAACCAGCGCCUGCCCAAAGUGGAGAUCCUGCGCAACGCCAUCCGCUACAUCGAGAGCCUCCAGGCGCUGCUGCGCGACCAAGAGGACGCCUACUACCCGGUGCUGGAGCACUACAGCGGCGACUCGGACGCCUCCAGCCCUCGCUCCAAUUGCUCCGACGGCAUGCUGGAUUAUAGCGGGCCCCCUUGCAGUUCCAGGAGAAGGAAUAGUUAUGACAACAGCUACUAUACAGAAACACUAACUGAUUCAAAGCAAGGGAAGAGUUCCGUUGUUUCCAGCCUAGACUGCUUAUCAAGCAUUGUGGAGAGGAUUUCGACAGACAGCACGGCUUGUUCCACCCUGCCCACAGUCGAAAGUGGAACCGAGGGGAGUCCCUGCUCUCUCCAUGAAGGGACAAGCCUGAGUGACACUGGAGCUCAACUCUCCUCCCCGACUAGCUGUACUCAGCUCCCUCAGGACACUACCAGCACCAGCAACCCCAUUUACCAAGUACUAUAAGGCCACAGCAGACACAAAUUGCAACAUUGAGAAAGCUCCAAGCUAGCCAGCAAAUAAUACUUAACUCUGUGUUCUGAAGACCGAAAAAGACAAUACUUUGGGGUUAUUGUUGCUUUUUUAAAACCAGUUUUCAAAUGUAUCUAAUAAUUCCUUUCAAAUAUAUAUAUUUAUAUAUAUUUUCCAAGCUUGUAUUACUUCAAAAUUCACUUAUUUAUUGGUUAUAAACAAAAGCUAUUUAAUUUGUAUAUAGAGGAAAUUUAGAAUCGUGUAUCAUGAGAUGGCCAAUGUUUAAUCUUUGCUUUCAAUGGGGCGGGGGGACCUUACUCUGGAAUGUCUUCUCAGAUCCUGUAAGAAAUAAACUCUUUCGGCAGUUCUGCA